CCCUCCUUCUCUGAGGUAGGACUCGAGAUCUAAGGGCGGAACGCGGCUGCUCAGGAUGUUGAACGCCGUGCCCACUUCGUUGAGAGGGCUCGGCCGCACCGCCUCACGUUCACUUCUCCCCUUUGCUAGAGUCGCAGCUCCCUCUGCGGCAAAGCAGGAGCGGGUGAAGAGCUGCCAUUCUAUCUUCGGCGUGCAAGCGAGAAGCUUCUCUGAUGUGCAGAGAUCCUCAGGUCACUUGGGCCCCAUCGACCUUGGAGGAGGCUUGGGUGGAACUUCAGGAGUGUCGAAGAGGACCGACAGGAAAUGUACGCUGGUGCUCGAGGACGGGUCUGUGUUUUCAGGGCAGAGCUUCGGAGCCGAAGUUUCUGUUGCAGGGGAGGUCGUCUUUAACACUGGUAUGGUUGGAUACGUCGAGAACUUCACGGACCCCUCUUAUCGGGGCCAGAUCCUCGUCAACACCUACCCCCUGUUGGGUAACUACGGCGUGCAGCACUCGCCGCCCGAUGAGCUUGGUCUCCCCUCGGGCAUGGAGAGUGAUCGUGUGCAGGUCACAGCUGUGAUCUGCCAGGACUACUGCCACCUCCCCUCUCACUGGAACGCCGACAAGACUCUAUCUCAAUGGCUCAAGGAGCACAACGUACCUGGUAUGUACGGAGUUGACACCCGUGCGCUCACCAAGAAGCUGCGCAUGCACGGGAGCAUGAAGGGAAAGAUCGUGAUGGAGGAAGAUGUCCCUCUCAGCGAUCCCAACAUGCUCAACCUCGUUGCUCACGUCUCCACCAAGGUUCCCAUGACCUUUGGCUCCGGCGACGUGCACAUCCUGGCGAUCGACUGCGGCAUCAAGUACAACAUCAUCCGAUCUCUCUGCGCUGCCGGAGUGCGCAUGACUGUCGUUCCCUGGAACUGGGACAUCAAGAAGGAGAGGUUCGACGGGUUGUUCAUCUCCAACGGCCCCGGCGACCCCGCCAUGUGCGAGGAGACCGUUGCCAACCUGAGGUGGGCGCUGGAGCAGGACAUUCCCAUCUUCGGCAUCUGCUUGGGAAACCAGCUCCUUGCUCGUGCUGCUGGAUGCAAGACUUAUAAGCUCAAGUUCGGAAAUCGUGGCCACAACCAGCCAGUCAAGGACAUGCUUACAGACAAGGUUUACAUCACUCCUCAGAACCACGGGUAUGCUGUUGACCACACAGACCUUCCUCCCGAGUGGAAGCCCUACUUUGUGAACAUCAAUGACGUCACCAACGAAGGUCUCGUGCAUGUUUCAAAGCCAUUUUUCUCUGUUCAGUUUCACCCCGAGGCUAGUGGAGGACCGGAAGACACUGGUUUCUUGUUCCAGCGCUUCAUCGACAAGGCAAGGGAGUACAAGAGGUUCGGAAAGGCGGACUCAGUCUAUCAGACCGGCCCGUACUUCCGCAACAAGAAGGUGCUUGUCCUGGGAUCUGGUGGACUUCAGAUCGGUCAGGCUGGAGAGUUCGAUUAUUCCGGCUCGCAGGCUAUCAAGGCCCUCAAGGAGGAGGGAUGCGAGACUAUCCUUGUCAACCCCAACAUCGCUACCGUGCAGACUGCGGAGGGGGUCGCCUCCAAGGUUUACUUCCUGCCCGUGACCACCUCCUUCAUCGAGCAGAUCAUCGAGAAGGAGCGCCCCGAUGGGAUCUGCUUGCAGUUCGGAGGACAGACCGCCCUCAACUGCGGCGUCGAGCUCUGGAAGCAAGGAGUGCUUGAGAAGUACGGGGUCAGAGUUCUUGGAACCCCCGUGGAGACAAUCAUUGCUGCCGAAGAUCGCGACAUCUUCAAGGAGAAGCUGGAGGAGAUUGGGGAGAAGCUCGCUCCUUCCAUUGCUUGCAAUACCCUCGAGGAGUCCCUCGAGGCUGCCAAGAACAUCGGCUACCCUGUCAUAGUGCGCGCUGCCUUCGCCCUCGGCGGCCUCGGGUCCGGGUUUGCGGACAACGAAGACCAGCUGACGAGACUUGUGGAGGUUUCUCUUUCUUCCAGCCCGCAGGUGCUUGUGGAGAAGUCGAUCAAGGGAUGGAGAGAGGCUGAGUACGAGGUCGUGCGCGACGCCUACGACAACUGCGUCACCGUCUGCAAUAUGGAGAACUUUGACCCUAUGGGGAUCCACACGGGAGAGAGCAUCGUCAUCGCUCCCUCGCAGACUCUGUCCAACGACGAGUACCACAUGCUGAGAACGGCUGCUGUGAAGGUGAUCAGGCACCUUGGCAUCAUCGGCGAGUGCAACAUCCAGUAUGCCCUGGACAAGGACUCAGAGGACUACUGCAUCAUCGAGGUUAACCCUCGCCUUUCCCGCUCAUCCGCUCUUGCCUCCAAGGCUACUGGGUACCCUCUUGCUGCUGUGGCUGCCAAGCUUGCUCUUGGUGAGUUGUGGACAGACUGUAUCGAGCUUGAGAAAAUCCCUAACGCAGUGACGAAAGUCACCACUGCAGCUUUCGAGCCCUCACUCGAUUACUGUGUCGUCAAGUACCCACGAUGGGAUCUCUCCAAGUUCGAUCGCGUCGAGAAGCAGAUUGGAACCCAGAUGCGAUCGGUUGGAGAGGUCAUGUCUAUUGCCCGUGACUUCACCGAGGGCAUCCAGAAGGCCAUGAGGAUGGUCAACUCCUCCUGGAAGGGCUUUGAGCCCCUUACCAAGUUCACGGACGAGGAGCGAGACGAGGAGCUUGCCCGUCCCACUCCCAACAGAAUCUACGCCAUCGCCGACGCCUUCUACAACGCUGGGUACUCGGUCGACCGCAUCCACGAGAUCACCAAGAUUGACCGAUGGUUCUUGAGCAAGCUCGAGUACCUCGCUGUCCUCUCCAACGAUCUCUGCAACUACAACAAGGAGACGGUUCCCAAGAACAUGGUGCUCCUGGCCAAGAAGGCUGGCUUCUCCGACUGGCAGAUCAGCAAGAGGAUCGGCUGCUCUGAGGCUGAGGCCCGCAAGCUGAGAAUCGGGAUGGGCAUCACUCCAGUUGUCAAACAGAUUGACACCCUUGCGGCCGAGUUCCCAGCUCAGACCAACUAUCUCUACAUGACCUACAACGGAGCUGAGAGUGACGUUACCUUCGACGACCAUGGCAUCAUGGUUGUGGGUUGCGGGACUUACAGGAUUGGAAGCAGCGUCGAGUUUGACUACGGCUCCGUGCUGUGCCUGCGCACUUUGAUUGCUGAGGGCAAGAAGACCGUCAUGAUCAACUGCAACCCGGAGACUGUGUCGACUGACUUCGAUGAGAGCCACAGGCUCUACUUCGAGGAGCUGAGCUUGGAGAGAGUCCUCGACAUCUACGAGGUCGAGGGCUGCACCGGAGCUGUCGUGUCCUUCGGAGGACAGAUCCCCAACAAUCUUGCCCUCCCGCUCAAGGCCAACGGGGCCAACGUGCUGGGAACUACCCCCGAGAUGAUCGACGGGGCUGAGGACAGGCAGAAACAUUCCGCAAUGCUCGACGAGCUUAAGAUCGACCAGCCUGCCUGGUCGGAGCUCAAGACCUUUGAGGAGGCUCAAGGGUUCUGCAACAAGGUUGGAUAUCCCGUGCUAGUCCGCCCGUCCUACGUGCUGAGUGGAGCAGCGAUGAAUGUCGUCCGCUCCGAGGCAGAGCUCAAGAAGUUCCUUGACAUGGCAGUUGAAGUGUCCGAAGAUGCCCCUGUGGUGAUCACCAAGUUCAUCGAGGGAGCUGAGGAGGUGGACAUCGACGCUGUUGCUGACAAGGGAAAAGUCAUCGCGUAUGCGAUCGCUGAGCACAUCGAGCAGGGUGGCGUCCACUCUGGAGACGCUUCUCUCGUCCUUCCGGCCCGCGACAUGCCCAAGGAUGUCUUCCUCCGUCUCCGCGACAUCGUCUUUAAGGUCGCCGAGAGGCUCGAGAUCACUGGACCUCUCAACAUGCAGGUUUUGUGGUGCCCCGACGGGUCUUUGAAGGUCAUUGAGACCAACGUCAGAGCGUCUCGUUCCCUUCCCUUCUCUAGCAAGGUGCUUCAGGUCGACAUGACUUCCCUCGCUACUCGCGCCAUCAUCGGUCACUCGCCGGCCAACGCGCUCGAGAUUUGCGACAAGCAGCAGGAGCUGCCUUACGUGGGCGUCAAAGUCCCUCAGUUCUCCUUCAAGCGCCUGCCAGGAGCUGACCCAACUCUCGGCGUUGAGAUGUCUUCAACUGGUGAGGUCGCUUGCUUCCAUCAGAACAAGCACGGCGCCUACCUCAGAGCGUUGCAGUCUACUUACAUGAAGAUCGCCGCCCCUGGCGAAGGCGUCUACGUGGUUCUGCCCGAGGACAGGCAGGGCGAGGGGCGCAAGGCGAAGGCGGUGGAGGCAGUCAAGAGCUGGCAGAAGCUGGGCUACGACAUGUACUGCGGGGAGAGAGACAUGGCGAUCCUUGAGAAGGCGGGAGUGAAGGGCUUCACAAAGCUGGAGCAUGCGAUGAAAGAAGGAGAGAAUCGCCUCAAGAGUCCAGCAGUGAAAAGCAUCAAGGAAGGCAAGAUCAAGCUUGUGCUGGAGAUGAGCCACAGCAAGGCUGAGCUCUUCUACGUCCUCCGUCGCUCCGCCGUAGACUUCUCCUGCUCCUUGAUCACCAACGUUGAGCAGAGUUUGCUCAUGGCACAAGCUUUGGAGAUGCACGGCUCUGAUGAGGGAGUCGUACCAAGGGGAAAGUUCAAGGAGGGGGACAUAGCAGAGGUUGAGACCUACGCUGAGUUCAUGGAGAUGAAGGAGUGAAGAGGAAGGAGAGAAGUCUUAAGAUGUAGAUGAGGAUAAGGAUGAAGAUGGUAAAUUCAUGAAAGACUGGACAUAUUCUUC
This is a messenger RNA of Guillardia theta CCMP2712, 4774 nucleotides long. RefSeq lists its product as hypothetical. Gene Ontology annotation, cellular component: cytoplasm. The transcript has 18 exons. The coding region runs from base 56 to 4693 and encodes 1545 amino acids. The record is from RefSeq and is a predicted model, not a curated record. Gene Ontology annotation, molecular function: metal ion binding; carbamoyl-phosphate synthase (glutamine-hydrolyzing) activity; ATP binding. Gene Ontology annotation, biological process: L-glutamine metabolic process; 'de novo' pyrimidine nucleobase biosynthetic process. Lineage: Eukaryota; Cryptophyceae; Pyrenomonadales; Geminigeraceae.